This is a messenger RNA of Macadamia integrifolia, 1780 nucleotides long. RefSeq names its product phospholipase A1-Igamma2, chloroplastic-like. Gene Ontology annotation, molecular function: glycerophospholipase activity. Gene Ontology annotation, biological process: lipid metabolic process. The transcript is spliced from 2 exons. NCBI's taxonomy places the organism in Eukaryota, Viridiplantae, Streptophyta, Magnoliopsida, Proteales, Proteaceae. Bases 43 to 1587 code for a protein of 514 amino acids. The record is from RefSeq and is a predicted model, not a curated record.
UAUUUCUUUAUUCGAUCUUCCUUCUCCACACUUCCAUCUUCAAUGGCUAUCCCUCUUCCCAUGAUAGCUUUAUCCCUCGAGGGACAAGUCUCCAAUGCGUUCACAUCCCAAAAUCCAGCUCCACUGCCACUCCUCAGCCACAAACACAAGCGAUUUCACACAGUAGAGCUUGCAACCAGAAGAACACUACCAGUGGUAGUCACGCAAGUUCUGUCUGAGAGAAAUGAGUCCAUGGCGUCGAUCAUCACCGAUCUUAACAAGGAAGAACAACAACAGAUGGUGGAAGAUGAAGAAAAGAAGGAGGAGAAGAGACUUGCAGAUUGUUGGCAUGAGAUCCACGGCAAGGACGAUUGGAUUGGAAUGCUUGACCCUAUGGAUCCUCUCCUUCGUUCCGAACUGAUUCGUUACGGCGAGAUGGCUCAAGCUUGCUACGACGCCUUCGAUUUUGAUCCUUACUCGAAAUACUGCGGUAGUUGCAGAUUCAACCGUCGCAGGUUCUUCGAGCGCCUUGGAAUGACGAGUCUAGGCUACGAUGUUUCUCGCUACAUCUAUGCAACCUCUAAUAUUAAUCUCCCAAAUUUCUUCAAGACCUCACGGUGGCCUAAGGUCUGGUCUCGAAGCGCCAAUUGGAUCGGAUAUGUCGCCGUUUCCAACGAUGAAACCUCGGUUAGGCUAGGGCGUCGCGACAUAACGAUCGCCUGGAGAGGAACGGUGACUCGGCUUGAAUGGAUCGCCGAUCUCAUGGAUUACCUCCGGCCAGUCUCUUCCGAUAAGAUUCCUUGUCCCGAUCCGUCGGUCAAGGUCGAAUCGGGAUUCCUCGAUGUCUACACCUACAAGGAUGAGAAUUGCCGGUUCUGUAAGUACUCAGCCAGAGAACAGAUCUUGACGGAGGUGAAGAGAUUGAUCCAACAGUACCCAAACGAGGAACUGAGCAUCUCUGUGACGGGGCACAGUUUGGGUGCUGCCCUAGCGAUACUGAGUGCGUACGAUAUUGUAGAAACCGGUGUAGAUCUGACGGAGGACGGUCGGACCGUACCGGUCAGUGUGUUUUCUUUCUCUGGGCCAAGGGUCGGAAAUGUCCGGUUCAAGGAACGGCUCGAGAGUUUAGGGGUGAAGGUGUUGAGGGUGGUGAACGUUCACGAUACGGUGGCUAAGGUUCCUGGUUUGUUUUUUAAUGAGCACGUGCCAGAGUUCGUGCAGAAGAUGGCCGAGGGGUUACCCUGGUGUUACUCGCACGUGGGAGUCGAGCUGGCGCUGGAUCAUAAGAACUCUCCUUUCUUGAAGGACAUUAAUGACCCUACCAAUUUCCAUAACUUGGAGGUUCACCUGCAUUUGCUUGACGGGUACCAUGGAAAAGGCAAGAGAUUUGUGCUUUCCAGUAAAAGGGACAUCGCUCUAGUGAACAAGGCUGCUGAUUUCUUGAAAGAUCACCACUUAGUGCCACCCUUUUGGAGGCAAGAUGAGAACAAGGGGAUGGUGAGGAAUUAUGAAGGACGCUGGGUACAACCUGAAAGGCCAAAACUUGAUGAGCAUCCACCUGAUAUGCACCACCACAUCAAGCAAUUGGGUCUAGCUUCUGAUUUAUAGAGAAAGUGUAACAUCUAGAGCUGUCUGGCAUCUCUCUUUAUCUCAUUCUCCUCAAGGUAAUUUAACCCAUUUGUGGGAAGGGAUGGUUACAAUGAAGUUAGAGUUUGAGACUAGAAAACCGUGUCAGUUAAAGAGGCUAAGAAAAUGUAAAAUGCAUGUAUAAGAAGAGAAUAUUAAGGUGUAAAUUAUAAGU